Klebsormidium nitens is the source of this 1758-nucleotide messenger RNA. Lineage: Eukaryota; Viridiplantae; Streptophyta; Klebsormidiophyceae; Klebsormidiales; Klebsormidiaceae. The record is from the annotation of a GenBank genome assembly.
AUGUCACCUACACAUUUUGCUGUCGCUGCGGCCUUGGCCCUUAUCCUUCUGGUCUCAUUCAGCUACUUGCACUCGUCAAUCACCAUCAGCACCUGUGUUUUCCUGCUGCCAGCUGGCGCAGCGCGAUUGGCCCAGCCCCAGCAUCAAGCCAUUCCGACGGGUGGUGUCAACGCAGUUGCCUUGCAAGAUUCUCUGGAACAGAGUCAGGAGCAAGAGGGGGAGAAGUCAAAGUGUAAAGCAUGGCAAGACAGCAUCUCAGCGAUUGGAUUUGUAGAGAUAAAGCUGCCGCCCGGGGCGAGGGACUUUGAAGAGGAGCCGAUUCGGAUCUACGAGACGAAGCAGCUGUACUAUCCACAACAACAUUGCGAUGUUGGAUGCAGAACAUUUACCCCUUCUGCACCUCCAAAGGAUGACGACACUCCAUGGGAUGCCGUUGCUCACUUCGACUCCCACCCCAACGAAAUCAACCGCUCCCUUGGGAGCACCUUCGUCUUGCGCAACAUCGAAAGCCCGUCGAACUUUGGGCACCAGCUGUCCGUUGAUCGAGCACGAUCGGACGGCUAUGAUGUUACCGUGGCUUUCGAGCUCGAUGCAGACGUCCCGGUGGUAUACACCAACUUCGACGGGGCCGGGGACUUUUUCGCGCGGCCGAUCGACUACGAGGACAAGGUGCCGGCCACGGCGGCGUUCAUCUCGAACUGCGACAUGGUGACGAGUUUCCGGAUGGAGGCAAUGCAGCGGAUGCGGGAGCUCGGGGUGGUGGUCGACUCGUACGGAAAGUGCGGGCACACGAAGAACGUCACGGGUGAGCUGCCGAGACAUAAACGCGAGACGGUCUUUGCUUUGGGACACGACGACUGGUACGGAAUGGAGCACGUGUACAAGUACGAGUCCAAGCUGGGGCUCACUCAGCGUUACAUGUUCUACUGCGCCUUCGAGAACAGCAUCUGGCCGGAUUACGUCACCGAGAAGUUUUACCACGGCUUGCGGACCGGCGCCGUACCGAUCGUCCUCGGCGCGCCCAACGUGGGCGAAUUUGCCCCGAGCCCGGACUCGUUUCUGCAGAUAAGGAGUCUGGAGGACAUCCCUGCGGUUGUGGAGAAGAUGAAAGAGGCGAUGCGCAACCGGACGUACUACGAGAGCAUGCUGGCGUGGAAGUCGGAGGCUCCAUCCGAGACCUUCAGAGCGAUCACGGACAUGCCAGCUGUCCACCCCACGUGCCGGCUCUGCAUCCUAUUGGCCGACCGCAUACGACAAAAGGAAUGGCGGGAAGGCCGGGGCAACAGCAGUCUUCUAAAAAAUCGAAGCAGCGCCGGAAGUUAUUUCGAGCAACGCCCCAUAGCUCCUUUUAUCAUCCCUGCACGGUCGUUUGACCACUGCUCCUGCAUAAGCGAUGGGCCGACCCCGGAGGUUAUGAGCACCAAGUAUCUACUCUUCGUGCGCGAGCGGGGGCUGUUCCGGUUCCGUCCGGUCUUUCUGGGCUCGGAAGACCUCACCCUUAACGGGCUUCACCGAGCAAUCAUUGAGGGGUUUAUGAAGAUGCAUCACCGAGUGACGUGGCAAGAGCACCGGGAAAUCUCGUCUGGGCUAGCGGCGCGUAUAAGCUCUUGGGAAAGGCCGGUCGUGCAUCGCGUAUACGAAGUGGGACGCACGCAGAGGCAGGUGCUGUUUGGCAACGGGUCCUUGCAACACGACGCUCAAGUCGAGGCGCUUGUCAAGUCGCAGCCCUGUCCACGGCUCGAAGCAAUCUUUGUGUAG